AUGGCGGCCUGGUCGAUCUUUGGAACCGAACCUGAGGCCAAGGCCAAGAAACUCGAUCAAAAAGUGCUGGAGGAGCAGGAACAGGAAGUGAGGGCCAGACAGAGCCAGGUCGAGCGCCCAUGGCAUCGUCAUGAAGCAGACAACCCACCGGUUGACAAAGAGGGAAAGCAAGUCGCGCCGGUAACGAAGGGCAAGCUCUUAACGACGCCGACACGCCUGCUGAAGCUGAUAGUCCCUCUCCCCAUCGUUCUCCAUAAAGGCCCGGACCAGGACAGCAAGCACGACUCCGGCCGGUCUAUUUCGCACAACGACACGAUCCAGCCGCUGGCGCUGCUUGUGCACCCGCAGCAGCCACUGUCCUAUGUAGAGCGCCUGAUCCAAGCCGAGAUUCCGCCAGUGGUCGAAAAGGGGAGAGAUAAGACGCCCAGCGUGUAUUUCCGCGCCGAGGAUACCCAACACGGCGACAACAAGCCAACAACGAGGUCCGAGGCGAGGCACAAGGAUGAGGAGAGGGGCUUACGGGGGACGCCGCAUCAUAAUGUCGCAUCAUAUUCCGGGCUCGGCCACGAGGGCCCCGAGCGGGAGGGGUCAGAUAAGAGGUGGAUUCGUUGGAGCAACAGCACCGAGGUGGGCGACUUCAUCCGCGACGCCGCACGAGGCCGGGAGUUUGCCAUCGACAUCGAGGGGUACGACGUCGAAAUGCGCGUCAGCGUGCCGUCCUUCAAUGACCGGACCUACUACAUGCGCGCCCAGCUCCGCAGGAUGAGUCGGCAGAUUGACGAGCUGUCGAGGCUGAAGCGCGAGUGCGACCUGCUCGCGCACAAGGGCGCCAACCUGCUGGCCAAGGGAGGGUUCGCGGUGCUCUCGUGCUGGUGGGGGGUCGUCUAUUAUGUCACCUUCCAUACCGAGUUUGGCUGGGACCUUGUCGAGCCAGUGACGUAUCUCGCCGGGCUGACGACCAUCAUGGGUGGCUACCUGUGGUUCCUGUACAUCAGCAAGGACCUGAGCUACAAGGCGGCCAUGAAUGUGACCGUGUCGCGCCGCCAAGACGCCCUCUACCAAGCCCGCGGCUUCGACCUACACAAAUGGGAGCAGCUCGUCCAGGAAGCAAACGCGUUGCGGCACGAGAUCAAGGUGGUGGCGGUCGAGUACGACGUUGAUUGGGACGAAGCAAAGGAGGUCGGGGAUGAGGUCAAGGAGGUUCUGACUGAGGAGCGAACCAAGACAGGGCACAACCCGCGGUCUUCCGAAAAGGAAAAGGACGAAGCGUACACUGAGCACGAGAGGAGAAAGAAGGAGGAACCGGGCUAUGACGGCAUUCCCAAACUGUCGCGUGAACCCCUCCAAGCCCCGCGCGCAGUUAUGGAGUGA
This is a messenger RNA of Parathielavia appendiculata, 1371 nucleotides long. RefSeq lists its product as uncharacterized. Gene Ontology annotation, molecular function: calcium channel activity; uniporter activity. The record is from RefSeq and is a predicted model, not a curated record. Gene Ontology annotation, biological process: mitochondrial calcium ion homeostasis; calcium import into the mitochondrion. The transcript has 5 exons. Bases 1 to 1371 code for a protein of 456 amino acids. Gene Ontology annotation, cellular component: mitochondrial inner membrane; uniplex complex. NCBI's taxonomy places the organism in Eukaryota, Fungi, Ascomycota, Sordariomycetes, Sordariales, Chaetomiaceae.